Messenger RNA from Paramuricea clavata, 597 nucleotides. Lineage: Eukaryota; Metazoa; Cnidaria; Anthozoa; Malacalcyonacea; Plexauridae. The record is from the annotation of a GenBank genome assembly.
AUGGCGGCGAAGUUAAGCGUGGAAGAAGUCUUGAACAAAUUUUUAGAAGGCAAUGCUGACACAAAUCAAGAGCAGAUAAGAUGUGAAAACGACGACGAAAGCAGUAACGUCCUAACACUACCUGAAAUAAGCAAGCCUGGCAUCCCUCACAUGCUGUUUUCAUUGAACAUAAAUGCUGGGAAGGUUUUUAGAUGAGAGUCGUAUUUAUGGCUAAAAGCCAUCCACCGGCGUUUGGCUGGAAGACGAAACAUAAGGCGGCCUUUCUUUUCUCAAAUAAGGUGUGAUAUACCAGAGGAAAUGUUUAGGUGUUUAGUUCGAGCAAUCAAAAGUUGCCGAAGGCCAUUAUUCUGCUAUCCGAAUUGCUAUGUCGUUGAAAGCAAGAAAAUGACAGUUGUAUCUUUUCAGUCCAUUUUGGCAGUUAAGGAAUUCCUCAGUGCCCUGAGUAUGACAGAGGUAUCAGGUUACCUGGAACGGAGAUUGAGUGGAAAUCGCAAGGAUCACUUGACAAAACUGUUGGUCUCUGAAAUAAAGGAUUUUGCACUGAUUUACCAUUCUAAGCACAAUCUCCUGUAUAUUGUUGUCAUGAGUCCAUUAUAA